AUGGUAGCACAAUCGGAUCCACUGCUAGGAGAACAUGGCGGGGGAGUGAGAGGAGCAGCCAGCAGCGCCCUGUGUUGUUACCGGAGCGGGGCACACCCCCUUCCGCCCCCGCGCCAAUCGCCGUGCGAGGAUGGCGCGAGCGGCACGCCUCUCCACCGCGCUCCGCCAAUCUCGAUGAAACGGCAGCCUCCCUGGCCCCGCCUCUGCCAAUCAGAAGCGACACAAACACUUGCGGCCACGCCCGCUUCCGCAGGCCGCCCAAUCCGGGCAGACACAAACAGCGGGCACGCCCCAGUCUCCGAGUCACGGGCCCGCAGUGCGAAGCGAACGGACGGGGCGGGCGGUUCUCCUUGCGAGAGCCGCUGGCCAAUCGGGAGGCACACAAACAGCCGAGGCCACGCCCCCGAACGCCGCGCAGCCAAUCGAAGGGGACGUAAACAGGUGGCGGCGCGCCCCCUGGUGGGCGUUGGCGCGCCGGCGGGCAGGCACGCGUCGCCCGCCAUGGAGGUACCGGCGCUGCGGCCCGCGGCGGCCGCCGGACUCCCGGCCGCGGCGGCGGAGGGACCCGUCCGUGAGGCGGCGGGGCGGAGGCGAGACGAGCGGAGCCUGGAGGCGCUGAGCCUGGCAGACGGCGGCGGGACGGCAGCGGGGCGGCAGCUGUCGGAGGGGCGGCGGGCGACGCUGGCGAGCGCCCUGGAGCUGGAGGGGACGGUGCUGCGCGAGGGGCGCCUCACCCAGUUCGUGGCGAACAACCUGGAGCGGCGGAUCCGGCUGAGCGGCGCCCCGCGGGGCGAGCCGCCGACGGCGGGGGGCGGCGGCUCUAUCCCCGCCAUCGACCCCGGGGCGCUGCAGGACGUGGUGGCCCUGGCCGGGCAAGUGGCAGCUCAGGUGGACGAGCUGCUGCGUAACGUGCACUGCGGCCUGCAGGCCCUGACGGCGCUCAGCGUCGGCUGCAUCCAGACCUACCGCGACGGGGUGGAGAGCCUGGGCGAGGCGGCCGACCUCAGCAUCCGCGCCAUGUACGCGCUGGUGGCGCGCUGCGAGGAGCUGGACCGCGCCAUGCAGCCCGUGCCCGCCCUGGCCAAGCGCAUCCGCGACAUGAAGGGCACCCUGGAGCGGCUGGAGGGGCUCUGCAAGUAGCGCCGCCCUGGCGGGGGUCACCGCCCCGCCGCUGUUCCCGCUGCCACCGGGAUGCCGAGCGAGGAGCCGCCGGGGAUGGAAAAGCGGGGCCCCGCCGCCCUUGCCGUGGCAGCAGCCCGCCCGCUGGGCCUUCCCCGGGCGCUGGAGGGGGCUUGGCCGCUCUGACAAGCCCCGGCCCGGCGGCAGCCCGCCCUGUCAGGCUUCCCGCCGGGCCGCCUCGGGCUGCUGCUCUCCCUCUCCGGUAGCCCCACCGUCGGUCCCGCACACGGCAUCUUCAGCUGUACAUCCUUCCUCUCCGUGCCCCUGUACGUGACCAGCCGACGUCUGCGGCCGGUUUGCUGGUAUUAAUCUGGAGGAAGUGAAAUUUUUUGCAACCGAUGAAGGAAAAGGUCCCAGUUGAAAUCGCGGGGUAAAUGGCAGGCGGUGCUCUUUAGCUUCAGCUCCAUUAAAGAAUUUGGAUUCCACAUGCCUUAUGCUUUCUAUUUAUUGAGGGCUAGGAAAAACUAACCAAUCUUAAUUAAAAGCAGCUGUUAAUAGAUUUUUUUUUAAACCAAAUUUGAAAUUGUUGUGAAUACUUGCUUGAUGCUCACAGGCAUACAUGCUUAUUUGUAGUUGACUUAGUGCCUGAUGAGUAAUUCUCACUACUGCCGUUAAGCAAAUAAACAUGCAGAACACUGCUAUCUCUUACAGGACACAGUUGUAAGAGAAGAUAAGUGAAAAUUUAAUAUAUUUAGCAAAGACACUUGCUUUCUGAGAAGAAUAUAAAAUCUGUGAAAUAUAAUUGAGAUUCAGAUAAGAACAAAUCUAUAUGCAAAGUUCUCAAUAAAAGCCUUCAGAUAAAA
Molecule: messenger RNA, 1982 nt
Organism: Grus americana (Whooping crane)
Lineage: Eukaryota; Metazoa; Chordata; Aves; Gruiformes; Gruidae
Gene: BORCS6
Product: BLOC-1 related complex subunit 6
Biological process (GO): lysosome localization
Cellular component (GO): BORC complex
Source: RefSeq, a predicted model, not a curated record